AUGGCUACUGCCCAAAUGUCUUCUGAUCUUCACAAACCCUCGUUUGCCAAGGUCGCCGCCUCCGUCUCCAAGGACUCCGCACCUCCAGCGAUUCGAAGGAUCGCCACACCAUCUAAAGAAGGAACCAUGAGCUCGACGACGAUACCAUCCACAUCCACCGCGCCCGUAAUAGCAAACGGCCGAUCUGGCAAGGCACCAGUCUCAACGUUGCCCUCGCCGCAACGGGAAUUAAAUCUCAAUCUGGCCGACCACAGAAGCGGUGAAGACAAGCUUGAGAUAUCUUUAAAGGACUUGAGCCUCAGGGAAAAAGCCCCUAAUCUUGUUGUGAACGGUAGUGGACCUUUGGCUCCUGAGAGGCCUGCAGUCGUCGUCGGUAGAGACAGCGGAUCCGACGAUUCUCAGCGAGCUGAUUCGAGUUCCGAACUCGGAACUAAGCCUCCUAGUCUGGAUGGAAAGAGCAUCACUUCAGGCACAACAUUUGCACUCGAUGAGAAGGAAUCGCUAAGACCUGAUGAUAGCGCCAGUGUCAAGGCCGCUGCAGAAGAUGACGAUGCUUUCUCUGUACGCGGUUCAUUAGUUGCUGGAUCUCGCAUGGGCUCAGAGGUUGCCGCACGAGCUCGAAUGCUUCACCUUGGCGAUAUUCCGGAGCGAAGGAUACCACAACCAUUUCCAGGCACCGCGGCUCAAGGAGUCCUGACUCCCCAGAGCUCAUCAUCUGAACAACCCCCCGGUGCACCCAUGGGCACUCCUGGCUCCUCAGAUGCCCUUGGUGUUAUCUAUCGACAGGCACCGGAUGAUAAACUUCUAGAAGCCAUGGCAUCGCCCAAGGACAGACUCUUUCUACUGCGGCUGGAGAAACAGGUCAUUGAUUUUGUGCAGGAUUCCAAUCCCAGUGUGCCAAAUAGCAGCACCCCGCCUCCUAUUGUUCUACCCAAGAAGAUCAUGCGACGCGGCCAAGAUGGUGAAGGUGGCCCAAGUGCUAGCCCCUCUAAGCCAACUUCCGAGACCGGCAGUGAUGCCAAAGAUAAGCCAUCGGCGAACCAGAAACUUACUAGGGAAGAGCGAGAAGAGCAGUAUAAACUAGUACGUGAGCGCAUUUUCGGUAGCUCGGAAGACAGUGUCACAGAAGAGGGCGACAACGGCGUUUCAAGAGCCAGUUCAGUGUCAGCUAAGGACAAGUCCAAUGUCGGAAAACGAGGUAAAACUGGCAAACAACGACGUGAUGAUUCGGACAGCUUCGAUUCACGACAUCAGUACACACCCUAUUGGGGACCUCAGCAACAGACUUGGAUAUCCCAACCGCAGUAUAUGCCGCCGCCCAAUACUCAAUACGGCGCCCAAGCACCACCAGGACCAGCAUACCCAGGUCAAGUCGCACCUGUCUACACACAUCAGGGUCCCGGAUACCCUACGAUGCCAGCUAUGCCAUCAAACCAGGCAUAUCCUCAGUACUCAGCCCCUCCGUAUGCUCCUCAAGCCGCCCAACAGCGCUAUCCUUCUGGUGGGAGCCCUAUGACUAACUAUGGUGCACCUGUUCCUCCGGUUGGCCCGCAGCAACCUGCUUGGCAACCAGGCCUUGCUCCUCCUACUCAAUUCCAGGCGAGGGGGGGAACCCCCACCGGUCCUCAAGGGCAUAUGGGAAUUCCUUAUGCAUAUGGACAGCUCCCAGCAAAUAUCAACCCCCAUGAUCCUAAGAGCCAGCAUCCAAUUCCCGGUAGUUAUAAUCGCAACCACGCCUUCAACCCGAAGACACAAUCGUUUGUGCCUGGUGGUGGGGGUGGCAUGGCUCCUGUCCAGCCUCCACAGCCGCCAUUCACUGCUCCCGGAUCGCAUCAUGGCAGUCCUCAAGUCGGAUCACCUCAUCUAGCCUAUCCUGGCGGUUAUCAACAGCCAAUGUCUCAGCCUUAUGGGGGCGGAUACGGUAUGGUAAGGCAGGGGUCUAGCAACUCGAUGCCUGCGUAUUCUUCUCCCCGCGUUGCUCAUAUCCAACACGCACCGCCGCCGCCGCCUGUGAUGCCGCAGAACCCCCCGCACAUGGCUCCCCAGCCUCUCCCCCCUCAUUAUAAUAUCCCCCAUCGACCUAACAUCCCACAAGUACCUAGCCAGCCCUUCUCGCAUUUGCCAACAUAUGGCAACCCCGCCACUCUACCCCAGAAACCAGCUACUGGAAUUUAA
Molecule: messenger RNA, 2175 nt
Organism: Fusarium subglutinans
Lineage: Eukaryota; Fungi; Ascomycota; Sordariomycetes; Hypocreales; Nectriaceae
Product: R3H domain protein
Exons: 6
Coding region: 1-2175 (724 amino acids)
Molecular function (GO): nucleic acid binding
Source: RefSeq, a predicted model, not a curated record